This is a messenger RNA of Drosophila nasuta, 2595 nucleotides long. RefSeq names its product dim gamma-tubulin 5 (gene dgt5). The record is from RefSeq and is a predicted model, not a curated record. The transcript is spliced from 5 exons. NCBI's taxonomy places the organism in Eukaryota, Metazoa, Arthropoda, Insecta, Diptera, Drosophilidae. Bases 85 to 2130 code for a protein of 681 amino acids.
UGGUUAUUGUGUAGUGUAUUUGUAAAUUGCGGCAUUUGCCCUCCAUUGCUACAUUUAAAAUAUUUUAAGAUUUUUACAUAAAAUAUGCCAUUUGAAGAACAAAUAAAAGCAUUUCGCACCUGGGCCACAAGCUUAGGAUGUCCGCCAAGUGCCAUGCCAAGCGAUGAUGCCCUUAAGUACGUCUUUAAAUCGCCCAAUAAGCAACUAUUUAUGCAGCUCCAGGCACGGAUCCGUGCACAGGAGAAUGUACGAACAGUAAGAGAGAAUUUGCUUAUUGCAAAAAUGGUUCAACUCAAGGGAAAAGUGGUUCCAGUCUGUGAGCGCAGCUUUCUGCCGCGGGAGAUGCAAACACAUCUUAGAAUGCAAGAUCUCCUUAAGAAGAAGGAGAAGGCUAAAGAGAAGAUGACGGAGGAGAAGAAGGAAUGUGACAAUGUUGCUGCCAUCAUCAAAAAUAAGAAUAUUCAAAUAACCAACGUAAGUCACAAGAAUGAUGUGCUCCAAUCACGUCACGAUAUACUUGAAUUGAAACUAGAGGAUUUGAAUAAAAAGUUUGAGCAAGAACAACAAAUAAAGCAGCAAAUCAUAGCCACAAUGCCGGUCAAGCUUAGCACCAAAAAUGCCAGCGAAAGACUGGCGUCCAAAGACGUGGAAAAGGCGCUUAAAGAACUUGGCAAUUUUUACAACAUUUGCAAUACCCAUGGCAAUAACGCACAUCAACUUGUGGAAGCCAAGACGCAGUUGUGGUCACAAAUGCGUGAGAUAUUUGGCGACACACCAAAUGUACUGAUCUUCAAUGUCAUCAUGAAGAUGAUGGAUAAGCAGCUAGAGCACGUGAUGAAUAUGAAUAAAAAAAGUAUUGCUAAUCAAGAUUUGUCCAAGCCAAAGUUGGACAACUUUGAUGUUAAAUUGCUGAAGACCAAAGGAGAUUUAUUUGGUAUGGCGGCAAAGUAUGUAAACGCUCGGAACGAAGUGGCGCAGCUAGAGGAGCGCUUUGCUCAGGUCUAUGGUAUAUUUGUGGAUGAACUGCAGAAGAAGGUAAACAACUUCAAUGGGAUCACCAGUGACGAGGACGACGAAGGCAGCGAAGACAUCAUAUCCGAUUUUAUACUUCAAUUCAAUAUGCGCAAUUUCUAUCAGUCCCAGAACGAAUUCCUCACCGAGCAGAUUGAGAAACUGCGCAUGGAUCUCGUGUCGGGCGCCAAGCAAUUGGAAAACCAUGAAAUGCUGCUCGGCUCAAUUAGGGAAAUGUAUCGUGAAAGUAAUAUAGCCAUUAAUCGUAUUCAUCACGAUAUGGAGCAGAUGUCGCAGAUCAAAGAGAAGAUCCUUUACAACAAGAACAUAAUGAAAAACAUGCUGAAUGACAUGACUCACAAUACCAAGUCGCAGUUCCUCAGCUCAAAGCUAAAGGGUAACAUGUCACUAAUGAGCAUGGAGAGCAGCUUCUGUCUAACAAAUGACAAUGUCUUGUCCAGCACUAAACUGGAUAUCGAUGCGAAUACCAGUGUGGCGAAUUCUACACUUCUUCGGAGUUUAGACAAUACAACUCUGAUGCCUGGUGCAUUCAACUCAACUGCUGUCAUGGCCUUCGGCUCGGGUUCGUCGUUACCUUGUCAUCUCAUCGAGUUGAACACAUUUGCUGAAAUACCACUGGAAAAGUUGAGCUGCAUUCCAAGCGCAUGUUCAUUUUUGAUUUCGGCCAAUCCGCUUAUCGUGGAAUCCCAGGAGCUGGCCUCCACCGUGCAACUGGCACCGGGCCAUCUGCUAACACCCUAUGGCGCCCUGCAGGAAGUUAACAAACGCAUUUUGUGGGCGUCGGCAAUUGCCGCACUUUCGUCUGACUUGAAAUUGAAUUUGAAGCCAUUAAUUGUUGAUCCGCACAAUAUGAAGCUAAAGGCACGCAGACAGCACGAUGAAAUUGUCCAGUUACUCGACAACAUUAAGGCGUUGGGUGUGAAAGGGCAACUUCAAUUGCAAAAAGUCAAUCGUAUUUAUCACUUUGCUAUGGACAAUGCUUUGCACAAAUAUGUGCCGCCGAAGAGGACAUUCAAUGGCGCCUGUUUUGCGGACUAUGAAUCAGAAUUUAAUUUGUAUUAUCGCAUUGCCACUUCAGGCGGUUCUAAAAAAAAAUAGUUGUUAAGUAAGUAAUCCCAUUGGCAGUAAAACUGCAACUAUAAAAUUGUUUAAAUAAAAAGAAUAAAUUAUUGGAUUUUCACAUGUAUUUUCUUUUUUUUUAUUACAAAGUCGAAUCAUUUAAUUAUAUUAUGUACACCCACAAAAAAAUGGGUUUUUAAUUGUUAUUCAAAAGUAAAUAAUUCGAAUAUUGCAUAAGAGCUAACGAUUUUGUUGUUGGAUUCAUCGUUCGUUCGUAUAUGUGUAUCUUUGUCUCGAAUUGUAAAUGCAGUAAUUAAUUGACAGAUUUAUUUCAACUUAAUUACAUUGCAGCAAGAAAAUACUUUAUUAUUUAUUUAAUAAAAAAUAAAAUAUUCUCAGUUAAUUAUCAUGUAAAGCGGAAUGAUCUUAGACAGCGUUACUUGUGUUGAACUUGGCUUGAUUUUGUUUUGUAUUGUAUUACAUAAUGUACUCGAGAAUAUAGUC